GAGAGAGAGAGAGAGAGAGUCACCUGAACACACCCACGCACACACGCCAAGUUACUCUGUUAGAUCUUACCAAAGUGAGGGUUUCCAUUGUUAGAAUUUAGGUUUUCUUCCCCAACACAUUAUUAUUCUUUACAGUCCUCGGGAGCCCCCAGCUCUUGAAGUCGACAAUGAACAUCUUCAAGAAGAAAACCUCACCCAAAGAUGCACUGCGAACAAGCAAAAGAGAAAUGUCGGUUGCCACGAGAGGCAUUGAACGUGAAAUUGCGUCUUUGCAGAUGGAGGAGAAAAAAUUGGUGGCAGAGAUCAAGAAAACAGCUAAAACUGGAAAUGAGGCUGCCACAAAAAUCUUAGCUCGCCAACUUGUUCGGCUGCGGCAACAAAUCACAAAUUUGCAGGGGAGUCGUGCUCAGAUCAGAGGCGUAGCAACUCAUACGCAGGCACUGUAUGCCAGCACUUCAAUGUCUACGGGAAUGAAAGGUGCAACGAAAGCAAUGGUUGCCAUGAACAAGCAAAUGGCACCUGCAAAGCAAGUUAAAGUAAUUAAAGAAUUCCAGAAGCAGUCACAGCAGUUGGACAUGACGAUUGAGAUGAUGUCAGAGUCCAUCGAUGAAACGUUAGACAAAGAUGAGGCUGAAGAGGAAACAGAGGAGCUCACUAACCAGGUUCUUGAUGAGAUUGGUGUGGACAUUGCAUCACAGUUAUCUUCAGCCCCAAAAGGCCGAAUUGCAUCAAAGAAGGUUGAUAAUGCUGUCCCUAGUUCCCAGUCGACUGAUGUCGAAGAUCUUGAGAAAAGGUUGGCAUCUCUUCGACGUAUCUGACCAGAAAGCAUCCAUGGUGGACAGCAUUGCUCCAAAAGUCGAUCUAGUGUAAAUUAGCGUGAAUAACCUACAUGCGUGAAGAUAGAAAAUAGUUAGUUUUAAAUUUUCUUUCUCCAUUGGAGUUAUGAACGUUGUCAACUUAUCAAAGCAUGCACUGACAUGGAUACUUUUCGUAAUUCGGGAUGAAAAAACGAGCAUAAUGCAACCCAUUACAUCAGUCCUCAAAACUUCAUGGAAUGCUGCUGGAUAUCUUACACAAUCAGAUAAUGAGUGUGGCUCAGGUUAGCUGUCUUGUUUUAUUUGAAAAUUAUCCUUUCAUAACAUGUGUGCACAGGAACAAUACAUUUCACUGCUAAAAAUAACUGCAGUGAUGAGCUAAGUCACCCAAAGAUUUUUUCCCUCUGAAUUUGCUGCUCUUUCUCUAAGCUUAAUCGCAGAUAUAGUGAUGUAACACAUACAUAUGCAAGUGUACUAU
Ilex paraguariensis (yerba mate) is the source of this 1293-nucleotide messenger RNA. The record is from the annotation of a GenBank genome assembly. Lineage: Eukaryota; Viridiplantae; Streptophyta; Magnoliopsida; Aquifoliales; Aquifoliaceae.